Messenger RNA from Cetraspora pellucida, 762 nucleotides. Lineage: Eukaryota; Fungi; Glomeromycota; Glomeromycetes; Diversisporales; Gigasporaceae. The record is from the annotation of a GenBank genome assembly.
AUGUCACUUAGAAACAUUUUACAAAAUGGUUUUGGAAUUGAAACUCAACCGGACGCACCGGAGGAAAUUAAAAAUUCUCUUAGAUUCGAAGUUCCUUUAAACAAAGAGAACAAUAUAGUAUAUUUUCCAUACCUAGUAAAUCCUCCAAAGGCAACUAACGUUCAAACAAGUAUAUCAGAAUGUAACAGUUAUAUGGAAGACGAAAGUGCUUUAGAAAAUUUAAUUGUCGCUGAAACGGCGAAUUUUUUAGAUCAUUUGGCAAAUGAAAAAAGGCCAGAUCCAAAAUUUUAUGCGAUAACAAGAUUAGGAACCGCACCAGGCCUAUUCGGUGCCGGUGUUUCGCCACCGGCAGAGAUUAUAAAUAAUCAAAUUAGCGGGACUACUAAAUCGAAAACACGGAAGAAUGUUAAUUCUUCAACAAAAACAAAAAGCAAAAAAGCUAUCAAGCUGGAGGAUAAACAGACUAUAAUCAACGACUAUGAUGAUAUGAGUAUAGAUGAGGAUUCCAUUAAAGAUCCAGUAAAAAGUAAUUUAAAAGUACCGGAAUCGAAACCAAAGAAACGAACCAUAAAGACUAAACUUUCAGAUACGAGCAAAAUUUCUAAUAAAGAAUCGGCUUCAUUGGAGGUGCAAAGACUCAUACAAAAACAUAAACGUCGUAAAGAGAAAAAGCGCAUUAAGGAUGUAGUAGUUAACGUUAAGGCUCUGAAAGUUCCACAGGCGGUGUUCUCAAUGGAUGUACUUUCGGACUCUACCGUAUAA